Messenger RNA from Lodderomyces theae, 2931 nucleotides. RefSeq names its product chitin synthase I (gene CHS2). Bases 1 to 2931 code for a protein of 976 amino acids. The record is from RefSeq and is a predicted model, not a curated record. The transcript has a single exon. Gene Ontology annotation, molecular function: chitin synthase activity. Gene Ontology annotation, cellular component: cell periphery; cell septum. NCBI's taxonomy places the organism in Eukaryota, Fungi, Ascomycota, Pichiomycetes, Serinales, Debaryomycetaceae.
AUGCCAUCUGAUGAUUUUGAUGAUGAUGAUGAUAAUCUGUCCUUGGAGUUUUUGGAUCACAAUACGAGCCAUACUCCUUUAACACAAGGAGUACACACUACUUACCAUCCCAGCAAUGCAUCAACAAACUCACUCAAUUUCAAUGACCGCCAAACUGCUCCACCACCCAUCUAUCAACAAAAUGCAUCAACAUCUUCCCUCCAUCAUGGCGACUACUACAAUCAGCCCAUUUUCAGUGCUCCGCCACAAGUUCAAGGGGACCCUUUUCAAGAAGACUAUGAAAUGCAUCAGUAUCAGGGGUAUAACAACAACAAUGCCAACACUUACAAUUAUAAUCAUGCUUUCGUUCCUCACGCAUACUCUGACGACGAUCAAGAAGAACGAGAAUUUGACCAGAGGAUACAGUACAACCAAUUUGAAGGUGAUCACUACGAUUUGGCUACUGCUAGCUAUGUUGAUGAUGAUACACAACCGGAUUUUGUCCCAGUGCAAAACUUGGUUGAUGAAGAAGAUGAAGAAGAGGUUCCAGACAGUCCGUUUGGUGACAAUGAGAAUCGUGAUUUUCAACAACCUCCAGAUCAAGAAGAAGUGAGGGCCAAGAAACCCAUCAGAGCAUCUGGUAUCAACGGUCAUUUGGUGCUUGACUGCCCAGUAGCUGGCGAAUUGCUCUCCAAGUUUCCGGAUUAUAACAAGGAAGAGAAAGAUGGAGGAUUAUCGAGAGAAUUUGCAUUUAUGAGGUAUACCGCAGUUACUUGUGGUCCUUCUAAUUUCUAUCGCGAUGCUUACAUCUUACGUCCUGUGCACUACCCUAUUCCAAGACAAACGGAAAUGAUGAUUGUAAUCACAAUGUAUAACGAGGACGAUAUCCUCUUGGGAAGAACUUUGAAAGGUGUCUUCAAAAAUAUUAAAUAUCUUGAAUCAAAAUCAAGAUCAUCUACAUGGGGUAAAGACUCUUGGAAAAAAAUCGUUGUUUGUAUUGUUAGUGAUGGAAGAACAAAGAUUAAUGAACGAGCUCAAGCGUUGUUGGCGGGAUUGGGGGUUUACCAGGAAGGGUUGGCCAAGAGUAGAGUUGAUGAUAGGAAAGUGCAAGCUCAUAUGUAUGAAUAUACCACCAGGGUCGGUAUAAGCUCCGUUUCGGAUGACGUUGUCAAGCUCACCACAGAAAAGAUUGUCCCUGUUCAAAUGUUAUUUUGCUUAAAAGAAACAAAUGCUAAAAAAAUCAAUUCCCAUCGUUGGUGUUUCCAAGCAAUUGGACAAGUCUUGGACCCCAAAAUUGUAGUGUUGUUGGAUUGCGGUACUCAGCCAACGGGUAAGUCUCUUUACAAGUUAUGGAAGGAGUUUGAUAAUGACCAUCGAGUUGCAGGCGCGUGUGGAGAAAUCAUUGCCUCGUUGAAGAAAAGACAAAUGAUUACAAACCCGUUGGUUUAUGGACAGAAUUUUGAGUACAAGAUUUCAAAUAUUUUGGAUAAACCUACUGAGUCUUCAUUUGGAUUUAUUUCAGUGUUGCCGGGUGCCUUUUCUGCAUAUAGAAAUAUUGCAUUACAAAACGAUAUCAAUGGCAGAGGUCCCUUGGAAAAAUAUUUUAAAGGAGAGUUCUUACAUUCCUCAGGUCAAUUGGAUCCUCAAGAUGAUGAAUAUGAAAUGAAGCGAGCAUUACUUAAAGAGGAAGCGGGGAUCUUUACCUCAAACAUGUACCUUGCCGAAGAUAGAAUCUUGUGUUUUGAAUUGGUGGCAAAACAAGGGUGUAAUUGGGUAUUGCGGUAUUGUAAAUCAGCUAGAGCUGAAACUGACGUUCCUGAAGGCUUGGCUGAGUUCAUCUUGCAAAGAAGAAGAUGGCUUAAUGGAUCAUUCUUUGCCGCUAUCUACUCGUUAGUCCAUUUUUUCAAAGUUUGGCAAAGCUCCCAUUCUUUUAGUCGGAAAAUCAUGUUGCACGUUGAAUUUUUCUAUCAAUUGAUCAAUUUAAUUGUGUCAUGGUUCUCCAUAGGGUCCUAUUUCCUAGUGUUUCGAAUCUUGACUACAUCAUUAUCAGAUACGGAUUUGCAUUUUGCUCCGGGAAAUGUUUUGUCGGUGAUUUUCCUUUGGUUGUACUUGGCAUCCAUCGUUACUACAUUUGUCCUCAGUUUUGGUAACAAACCAAAGGGAACAGAACGAUUCUACAUUGUUAUUGUCAUUUUCUUUGCUAUAUUGAUGGCGUAUAUGAUCUUUGCCGCCAUUUUCCUUGCUGUUCAUGCGAUCCAACAAAUAUACAGAGAGCAGUCCUUUUCCGUGCAGUUAUUUUUCCAAAAUGCUCAAUUCAGGGACUUGAUAGUGGCCACUGCUUCCACUUAUGCUUUGUACUUCCUCGCAUCAUUCUUGUACUUUGAACCAUGGCACAUGUUUACAUCAUUCGUUCAGUACUUGCUUCUAUCCCCGUCCUAUAUCAAUGUCCUCAACAUUUAUGCAUUUUGUAACAUCGAUGAUGUGUCAUGGGGUACAAAGGGGGAUGUUGGUGGUAAAUCGCUUGGUGAGGCGAAGUUACGUGAAGAUGGUACUUUCGACGUUAGUGUGCCCAUCCUCAAGGAGGAAAUCAAUCAAUCGUAUUUAAACCAGUUGGAGAAAAUUAGAGAUCCAGCACCACCACCGGAAAAACAAGUUGAAGUCAAUACCGAAGAUUAUUAUGCAUUCAUUAGAUCCAUGACGGUUUUGAUUUGGAUGAUUUCGAAUUUCGUUAUCGUUGCCGUGGUGUUGGAGACUGGCGGGUUCAAUCAAUUGGAUGGCAGUGAAAAGACAAACACGUCGGAAUCAGUAAAGACUACAAGACUGGAGAUUUUCUUGACGGUGAUUUUGUGGACGGUUGCUUUUAUGGCGUUGUUUAGGUUUAUCGGCUGUAUUUAUUACUUGAUCAGCCGAUUGGGCAGACGAAUGAGACGCAGUGAACAUGCAACUAAAUAG